Monoraphidium neglectum is the source of this 151-nucleotide messenger RNA. RefSeq lists its product as hypothetical. Lineage: Eukaryota; Viridiplantae; Chlorophyta; Chlorophyceae; Sphaeropleales; Selenastraceae. The transcript has a single exon. The record is from RefSeq and is a predicted model, not a curated record. The annotation marks the transcript as partial.
CAACAGCAGGGCGCCACAGAGGUGCAGGCCGAGGAGGAGGCGGCUGUUGACAAGCUGGCGUGGCCGCUGCGCGUGCUGAUUGCUGCUGGCCUGGCAGAGUCGAUUCACAGCGUCCACCAGGCGGGCGUCUACCACUUGGACAUCACCCCGC